Molecule: messenger RNA, 780 nt
Organism: Notodromas monacha
Lineage: Eukaryota; Metazoa; Arthropoda; Ostracoda; Podocopida; Cyprididae
Source: the annotation of a GenBank genome assembly
ANAUUCGUGUACUAUUUUUGUCGAAAGAUUUAUAUCGAAUGCGCAAACAUCCUGUGUUAAAAUCCCACUGCGUUUCUUUUUUUUUCGCGUAUACCAUGAUUUUAUUUUUUGUUGUCUUUGUGAUUAUUCCCGGGCUUUUUUCGAGAGUCGGCGCAGUGUACCGUUACGAGGUGAUCACGAAUGCAGUGAACAAUGCUCCUCUGGGUGUGAGGCCGGUUCCGGAAAACGAAUAUCCGGUUUUCGAAAAACCGGAAAGAGGUGAUAUCAGUACCCAAUUGGCGUGCUGGACCUGCAGUUCCGUGAAGCAAGACCUUUUGCCGAAAGACGGGUUGCCAGAGAUCACGACGAAGCUGGACGGGUUCUCAGAGUGUAAACCGUAUUUACAGGGUGUUUUCGAUCAGGCCACUAGCGAAUUCGGGGAAAUCACGCGAUUUGAUCCCGAGGAUAAUGCCCAUUGUCUUGUCAUUGAGUCUGUUGAUGGUGAGUUAAUUGGGGGUCGAUCCUGGCUUGAAUUUGCACGUUAAAAUUUUUAGCAGCGCGGAAAAUAAUGUGCAAGCUUCAAACGGACAGUGAGUCAAUGCGGCUCAAGCAUGAAACUCAGUUUUCAGAUAUACUGUAUACUGGAGGUAAUUUUUGGGUUGCAUUUUUCCCCUUUUUGAGACACAAAAUGUCCUUGCAUUAUUAAUGAAAUGAUUGAAAUUUGUCUGGAAAAGCUUCCAGUCCAGAAGCUUUCUUCAAAGUGAUAAAUUUAUUGAGCAAUGAAGUCUUGUUAUCUUUAUC